Molecule: messenger RNA, 6058 nt
Organism: Onychostoma macrolepis
Lineage: Eukaryota; Metazoa; Chordata; Actinopteri; Cypriniformes; Cyprinidae
Gene: prkra
Product: protein kinase, interferon-inducible double stranded RNA dependent activator
Exons: 8
Coding region: 129-992 (287 amino acids)
Source: RefSeq, a predicted model, not a curated record
AGGGUUUCCCCUGUAGGAGGGGCUCUGGCGCGGUACUGUUUGGAAGGCGGGGCUUAUAGUCAGUAUACUGGAAUACUAUUGGCCAGUGCUCUUGCCAAUCCACGCAGAAGCGGCAUACUCCAGCAAUAAUGGCCGAUUCUCAAGUCACUAUGGCUCAUCAACGCUGUCAGGAUAAAACACCCAUCCAGAUCCUGCACGAAUAUGGCAUUAAAAUCGGCAGCGCGCCUGUGUACGAGCUCAUACAGGCUGAUGGAGACACGCACCAGCCUUCCUUCAUGUUCAGUGUUACUAUAGGAGACAUCACAUGCAAUGGUCAAGGAUCCACUAAAAAGGCUGCUAAACAUGAAGCUGCAGAAGCCGCUUUGAAAUUAUUGAAGCGAGACACCCAGCUAAAUGAUCAGAGAGAUGGUCUUUCUCCUGAAGCCGGUGACACAUCCAAUCCUGUAGGAGUACUGCAGGAGCUGGCCAUGCAGAGGGUGUGGUGUCUGCCGGAGUAUGUGGUGUGUAUGGAGACAGGACCUGAUCACAUGAAGGAGUUCACCGUUACCUGCCGCCUGGAAGGACUGGAGGAGUCAGGCUCCGGCAGCUCUAAAAAGCUGGCCAGACGCGCAGCAGCCGAACGCAUGCUGGGGAAACUGCAGAGUCUGUCCGGAUCUCCCGAGAUCACGUGGAGCCCACCGUCUCGUGUGUAUGUGGAAAGCUUACGGCAGUCCACGGGGGAGAAGAUUUCCCUCCUGAGGAGGACGCCGCUCAGCAUCCCAAACACAGACUACAUUCAGAUGCUGCUGGAGAUCUCACUGGAGCUGGGCUUUCAGGUCACAUACAUAGACAUCGAUGAGCUGACAGUGAACGGUCAGUACCAGUGUUUGGUGGAACUGUCCACCCGGCCGGUGACGGUGUGCCACGGUACAGGGAUGACCAGCAGUAACGCCCACAACACCGCAGCACAUAACGCCCUGCAGUAUAUCAAGAUGGUCGCUAGUAAACACUAACAGCAGGUCUGGGAUCAGUGUGCGCAUGAAUUCUGACCUGCACGUCCUGUUCCCACACCAGCACUGCAACCAAUGGACACAUUCUGCUGUAAGAGACCCGACUCUAUGCAGAAAAUAAAUCAAUUUCUGGGUUACGACACUGAGUUUAUUCUUGGAUGUUGCAAAGUGCUAUAUUUACAUCCAUUUUUACAGUGAACCUCUUAAGUGGAUUCAGUCAGAUGUUUUUGUGUUUGUCAGUGUCUUUUUUUGCUUCAUAAAUCCAUUGUAAACAUCAUAUUCAUAGUUUUUUUUUAAAUUGCUAACAUACUAAAAGUUGUACUCGAGGCACACUCACUGAAACCAUUCACUCUUAUACCGAAUAUUUAACCGCAAGCACGUUAUCUGCUUUUCACUCAGUUUGUAAUUGUUAAACAAACUUUUGUAAAUCGCUGAAGAAAUCUACAGUAGAUACGUUAUUCAAAACUAACAGCUCGUGUUUCAUUUGGGAAACACUGCCUUUAAAAUGCUACACUUAUUUACUGAUCACUUACACCCAUUGAUCAUGUUUGAAAACAUUUAUACACAAUUUGUUCACUUAGAAAUCAAAACUCAAUGAUUUGAAUAAGUAAAUUAUUUUUACCUGCUUGCAUUUCUUUUCAUAGUGUAAAUAUUAUAAAUAUACUUAAUUCGAUCACUUAAUUUCUCAAAACAUAAAAUUACAGUUUACAUUUAAUAAGUUCCAGUAUUACAGUACUUUGUCAAUAUAUUCUGAAUAUGCAUAGAAGUCAAGCAAGUCACCUUUAUUUCCAUAACACUUCAUACAGUGCAGAUUGUUUCAAAGCAGUAUUAACAAAUUCAAAUUCAGCAGUAAAGCAGCUCUAACAAGCCAGUUGUUAUACAGACCAAGUCAGUUCAAUAACUGACGUUCAUCAAUUGCGCACACACUGUAUAUACAGUGUAUUUUUCACAUUCAUUUUUCACAGUCACAUACUAACUCCAAUGCACAUUGAACAAGCAAAAGACGCAAGAUAGUACCUUUACUAAAAGAGUUACUAUGCAAAAACACCAUUUUUUAAGAGUGGAAAGUUUUGAGAGAAGUGUUUGAUUUUACGAGAUAUGCUCAAUGUUUUGCAUGUUUUGUGUGUAUAGUUUGGAAAAAAAACAGCUUAUAGUUUCAGAAAUUAUGUGUAAGCAAAAACUGAAUAAGCUGUCAGGUUUACAGUGCCUUCUCAAGGCAAAAAAAAAAUAAAAUAAAAUAAAAAAUAACCUGUAAGGUUUACAGUUUGUUCUCAAUGCUUAAAAAAUCUGCUCAAGAGUGCAGUGAAAAGCUUUAAACUGUUGGUAACUGUGAAGGAUAAACGAAGCUUUGUGAAGCAUCGAGGCUUUUCUUCUUAACUAUCACAAAGUUGGCUGGUUUAAGCUGGAAGUAGCUGGUUUUAGCUGGUCUCCUAACCUGGUCAAGCUGGUUGUUCCAGCUGGUCUCCCAGCCUGAUCAGCUAAGGAAGUGGCCAAAACCCCUCUAAAACCAGCCAACCAGUUUAGGCUGGUUUUAGCUGUUUUUUUUCAGCAGGGAUACUCAAAGCUUUUCAGUGCGGUGUACGGGGUGGCCAUCUAGUGGUCACCACAAUGUAGCUAUAGCACACAACACACCGUUACACUCGCUGGUUUCACAUUUGGUUCAGAAACUGAUUCAUUUUAUUUUAUUCAUUUUGAAAUUGCAGAAGUGAUUAUUUAACUUAUUUUAUUGCUUUGCCUAUAACUAUUUUUCAUACGCAAAGUUCAUUUGGGCUUAACAUAUUGGAGAAAAACAAAGAAAUCCGUGAUGCAGUAGCAGUUAUGAGGUUUUCAGGGUGAACCAGUGAACCAAACUUCGCAUGUCAUAGAUUAAGUACUUUUUGCAAAAAAAACCCACAAAAAACAAUCAAACUCUGAUAUAAUGCUUGUGAUUCACUACACGCAGUGCAACGUAGUAGGCGCCUGUCAACCUCGGGCCUUGUGCACUCUGUCAGCCUUUUCCGCCCCGUGUCUAUCUGAAGAAUUCAAUCCAACACUUCUUUAUUAUAAUACAUUAUGAAAGCUGAUACUGAAAGCUUUAGUAGUUACCUCUUACAGUGAUUACAUGUAGGUAGGCCUAUAUAAUUUUACAUUAUAAGCAUCCGAGUUAUGCACAACUAGCUAUAGGCUCUUAAAUGUUUGCUCAGUUUAUCUUCCCUCUCUCUUUGUGUCAGUGUUUUAUGGAUAGAUUACAAAAAAACAAAACAGUAUUGUUUACUUCUUUUGAUCAUUUUUACCAUCAAAUCGAACAUCAACAUGCCUCCCAGGUCCCAAAAGGGAGCACCUGUGCCUGCCUAUACUGAAAAGAUGGACCACAUCUCAUCCCUGGUCUUCAACGAUGUAUCUGAGAAGGAGUGCAAAACGGAGUACAUGGGCAACAAAAUCAGAGACCAACAUUUGGGACCAGGCAGCUUAAAACAUUUAUGUAGUAUAGUCAUAUGUUUAAUGGAAUAUUUGUAAAUAUUUAAUAUUUGUAUUGUGUUCAUUAAUGUUUUAUAUGAAUGUAUGAAUAGUAAAUAGUGAAAAUAAACUGUAUUUAUUUAUCAAGUAGGCCUACACACAUCUGUUAACAUUGGUAAUAUAUAAACGUGCCACUUCAAGCCAAUAUCGAUCAUUUUCAUCUGCAGUCCCUGGGCUGGUUAAACGUUAAAGACACUGAAGCCAAAGGAAAACAUUGUAACACGUAAUCCUUAUUUUCCACAUUUGCUUGUUUUCUUGCAUGAAUAGCCUGCAUCUCCAACAUCAUCCGACAUUUGAUUUAAAUGAAAUUUCUUAAUCUUAAACUACAUAAUCUUUAAAACAGUUUCAAAAUAAUUCAUCACGUGUGUCACGGCAAAGACUACAUAUGUGAUCUUGGACCACAAAACCAGUCAUGAGGCUCAAUUUUUUUUAGAUUUCACCUGAAAGCUGAAUAAAUAAGCUUUCCAUUGAUGUAUGGUUUGUUAGGAUCGGACAAUAUUUGUCCGAGAUAGGCUACAACUAUUUGGAAAUCUGAGGGUGCCAAAAAAUCUAAACAUUGAGAAAAUCGCCUUUAAAGUUGUUCAAAUGAAGUCCUUAGCAAUCCAUAUUACUAAUCAAAAAUUGUUUUAAUAUAUUUACGGUAGGAAAUUUACAAAAUGUCUUCAAGGAACGUAGUCUUUACUUAACAUCCUAAUGAUUUUUGAUCAUUUUGACCCAUACAAUGUAUUAUUGGCUAUUACUACAAAUAUACCCAAGCUACUUAUGACUGGUUUUGUGGUCCAGGGUCACAUAUACUGUAAAAAGGUCUUACUAAAUAAUCAAAUUAUUUUUCUGUUGAUUGACCAGUUGCAGUGUCGAGGGGUUAUGUCACAAACCAAUUUUUCUUGACAUUUACUUUUUUGACACAUUGAACUAUAAUGCAUCAUGAGUUCAAUAUCCUUGAGAAACCAUAUAUCAUUGUGUCAUUUUUAUUUAUCGGUAACAAAUUUCAUUUCACCCUUUUGUUUGCUCACAGCAGUUAUAGAAAAUGAAUAAAAAGCAUUGAACUACAUAUGCUGAAGGGAGCUGGAAAUUCAUUUGGAUUCAAAAUUGCAUAAAUGGCACUUACCUGUACGAUAAUCAACUGCUUUGAUGGCACAUCUCAAUCUUUUAUUUGCACACCUUGCCUUCUGCUCUUAUCGCCUCCAAACAAGCAUAUGCUACAUGUGAAAAAGCUGAAGUGAAACUAUCCUAAAAUAGUAGUGCAACCUCUGAGCAGUAACCAGAACUGAAGCCCCUUAAAAUAUUGUGUCUAAAAUGUAAGCCACUUAAUAUUAAGUGUUCAUAAUUGAUUGACAUGGCUGCAGGAAGUGAUGAGACCAAAACCAACACAUCCAGUGCAAGUAGACUUUGACUAUUAAUUUUACUGAAUAUUAUUUUAUUCAUCCGUUAUAUUAGAGAACUAUUUGAGGGAUAUUGAUUUAACUGAGACUUCAUUGUUUGCAUAUGUUUAAGACCCUGUUGCACUGAUUGCAAUAUUGAGGUGUUCAGUUUUAUUUCUAUUUUAGAAAAUGAACAUGAUUUUUCUCCCCAUGGAUCAGAUGUUUCUUGUUCCACUAUUUCAUUAAUCCCUAAAAAAGUAACUAAUAGUUACUUUUCAUGAAAAGUAAUGUGUUAAGUUACUUUUGCGUUAGUUUUUCUCACCUGGGCUUGUUUGUUUUUAAUACAAAAAGUUCUAUUUUUGGCAAAUGCAAAAGUGAAAUGAAUAAGUGUCAGGCUGAAGGAAAUGUAAAUUCACAUCUCUACAGUAGAGGGCGCAACUCAAACAAACCUUUCAGCUGUGCUGCCAUUCUGGAUUGCAUGGAGAAUAGACGAAGGUCAGCAGUAAAAUAGGAAUAAAAUGGGAUUAAAUACAUAGAGGAUAUUUGUGUUAUUUAACGUAUUUAAUUACUGCAGGUUUGUGUCAUGUUCUGAGUUUGCAUUUGAUUGUUUUUAUUCAUUUCGAGGAAUACUGAAUCUGUUUUUGUGCAGGCGAGAUAAGUAAAUGUUCAUUUUCAGUCUAGAACUACGGUAACACGUUCACACAGCGCAAACAGCGGCUCUGCACUCACUCCCGAUUUCUCUCAACAUGGCAACACGAGAGCUGUCAGUCAAGACAUGGGAAACAAAGUAACUGGAGUUACUUAUUUGAAAAAGCAACUUGUAUAUGUUCUUGUAAAAUAAAAAAGUUACUUGAAAAAAAGUAAUCUGAUUACGUAACUCACAUUUCUUGUAACGCGUUACACCCAACACUGAUACCCCCAUCGCCAUAGAAGUUAUGAAUUAACUUUUUAAUGCCUAUUAUUUUUGAGUGAAUUUAAAGGAACACUCCACUUUUUUUGGAAAUAGGCUCAUUCUCCAACUCCCCCAGAGUUAAUAAGUUGAGUUUUACCGUUUUUGAAUCCAUUCAGCUGAUCUCUGGAUCUGGCGAUAGCACUUUUAGCAUAGCUUAGCAUAGAUCAUUGAAUCCGAUUAGACCAGUAGCAUCGCGUUCAAAAAUGACCAAAGAGUUUCGAUAUUUGUCCUAUUUAAAACUUGACUCUUCUGUAGUUAUA